Messenger RNA from Schizophyllum commune H4-8, 1870 nucleotides. Its product is annotated as 3-oxoacid CoA-transferase. Bases 173 to 1717 code for a protein of 514 amino acids. Gene Ontology annotation, molecular function: succinyl-CoA:3-oxo-acid CoA-transferase activity. The record is from RefSeq and is a predicted model, not a curated record. Lineage: Eukaryota; Fungi; Basidiomycota; Agaricomycetes; Agaricales; Schizophyllaceae. The transcript is spliced from 10 exons. Gene Ontology annotation, biological process: ketone body catabolic process.
GUCCUCUCGCCCGCGGUGGCGACCCACGAGGUUAUCGACGUUCAUCCCAUACACCUCUUAGCCUCUUAUAUAAGUCUCCCGCCCUCUCCUCCCAUACUCACCGUGGUGGAGACUAACAGGGGACUCGAUCUUGUCCUGAACUAUCAUCUUCGCCGGCUCUCUGGGUCUUGCGAUGCUCUCCCUCACGCUCAGGCGACCUUACGCGCUUCGCGUCGCUCGGCGUACGUCCUACGCGCUCGCACGGCACUACAGUGCAGGAGUUGAGGCCGUCCCCAACAAGCGCAAGACCUGGGACUCGGUAGACGACGCCGUGAAGGACGUCAAGUCGGGCGAUACCGUGCUAGUUGGCGGCUUCGGGCUUGCUGGUCUGCCAGACACCCUCCUGCAGGCGCUCGUCAAGCGUGGCGAGGUUACUGAUGUUACCGGCGUAUCGAACAACGCUGGGGCGCCAGGUCACGGACUGGGUCUCCUCCUCGACUCUGGUCAGAUGAGCAAGGUCAUCGCUUCCUACCCCGGCGGCAACAAGACCUUCGAGUCCAAGUACCUCAAGGGCGAGAUAUCGCUCGAGCUCGUCCCACAGGGCACGCUGGCCGAGCGCAUCCGCUCACACGCCGCCGGCAUUCCCGCCUUCUACACGCCAACGGGUGCGAACACGGCAGUCGAAACCGGCAUGAUCCCCAUGCGCUACAACCCUGGCGGUGCGUCGAAGGGCGUGCAGAUACCGGGCAUUCCGAAGGAGGCGCGCGAGAUUAAUGGCCGGCGAUACGUCCUGGAGACCGCCAUUCCAGGCGACGUCGCGUUCGUGCGUGCGUGGAAGGUGGACGAGGUUGGGAACUGUGUGUUCAGAUAUGCAGCACACAAUUUCAGCUCCGUCAUGGCGAAGAACGCAAAGCUGACUAUCGUCGAGGCCGAGAACAUCGUCCCCGCUGGCGCCAUCUCUCCCAACGCCAUACAUCUCCCUGGCAUCUACGUCGACCGCAUUGUUCGUGCCACCGCGCCCAAAGAAAUCGAAUACGUCACUCUAGCGAAGGACCCAUCCUCCUCCUCUUCCAAACCCAUCGACCUCAAGCUGGACAACCGACAUAAGAUUGCGAAGCGCGCAGCGAAGGAGAUCAAGGACGGGUUCUACGUCAACCUGGGAAUUGGUAUGCCGACGCUGGUGCCGGAGCACCUGGAGCCGGGAGUGAAGGUGUGGAUGCAGAGCGAGAAUGGGAUUUUGGGUAUGGGGCCGUACCCGACAGAGAAGGAGUUGGACCCAGACCUAAUCAACGCAGGGAAGGAGACGGUGACGCUCUUGCCUGGUGCUUCGGUCUUCGACUCAUGCGAAUCCUUUGCCAUGAUUCGCGGCGGGCACGUCGACGUCUCCAUCCUCGGUGCUUUGCAAGUAUCCGCAGCGGGAGAUAUCGCCAACUUCAUGAUCCCCGGCAAGAUGCUCAAGGGCAUCGGGGGCGCGAUGGACCUCGUCUCGAACCCUGACAAGACGAAGGUCAUCGUCCUCACCGAGCACACCGCGAAGGAUGGCUCGCCCAAGAUCCUCAAGGAGUGCACCCUGCCGCUCACCGGCGCGCGCGCCGUCAGCCAAAUCAUCACCGAGCUCUGCGCCUUCGAUGUCGACCGCGCGAAUGGGGGCUUGACGCUGGUAGAUCUUCAGGAUGGGGUGACGCUGGAUGAGGUGCGGGCGAAGACGGGGUGCGAGUUCAAGGUGCGGGGGCAGUGAGGGGAGGAUGGAGUAUCUAAGGGAGCGGAAAGGAAGGGUGGAGCUAGCACACAAGGAAGCAAUGUUGUAUUCUUCGUUGCAAUGCAUAUGGAAGGUCCAGUACACGGAGUGAUACUUUGGCAGAGCCGGGGCAAAGGUUCUCGGCGGGCUGGC